Molecule: messenger RNA, 2718 nt
Organism: Vicugna pacos (alpaca)
Lineage: Eukaryota; Metazoa; Chordata; Mammalia; Artiodactyla; Camelidae
Source: RefSeq, a predicted model, not a curated record
CUGAAAUUAAGUGUUUAGAAACCUUUGUAGAAAUUUAACAUUUAUGUGACAUCCAAGCACACAAUAAGUUUGUUUUACAAAAGUACUGGUUCAUGAGGGAUUAGAAAUUUUUAUGAAAACUCAAAACUAAUACCAGUCCUUUGCUGCAGGCAGUGAUGCUGGCGAUUGCAGUUCAGGACCAUGGACAGCACCUCUUUCUGCCUCCCCAGCCCUGAGCGAUCACCCCUGCUCCCAGCUCCUGGUGAAUGGCCUUGGUUGACAACUACUUCCAAAUCCAACAGAUGCUUUUCAGCCCUUGUCUUAAUUGACCUUUCUGAAGUGUUUGCCUUUGCUAACACAUGCAUCUGUCAUUUUUGUUUAAAGACCAUUCCCAAAGAAGGAAUAAAAAUGUCCCCCUAGAAUUUAGCGGUGUGCCACACCGUUAAAAUGAAGGGACAAUUCCUGGUAGCUAAACAUAUUAUUAAAACACUGUAUUGAUAUUGCUUCUUUGCUUUUCAGCGGUCUCUUAGAGGGCAGGAGACAAGUCUUAUUCAUCUUCGUGUCCAACAUGUAUUGUAAGCCAGAGUUUGUAAACCCAGAGUAAAUGCCUUUCACUUGUCAGCUGGAUGACCUUGGGCAAGUUAUUACUUAACUUCUCCUUGCCGCUGCUUCCCCAGAUGUUAAACUAGAAUCCCAUUAGAGUCCACCUUAUAGAGUUUCUAAAAUAUUAAUUCAGUUAAUACAUUUAAGAGUGCUUAGAACAGUGUCUGGCAUAGAAGAAUUAAAAGUAUUAUUAUUUUCAUCCUCAAUAUUUUAUAUUGCUGAAUAAAACAAUGAGCAUCUAUUAUCAUCAGACACUAGAUGGUGUAGGUCUUCAUCCCACCACCUGGCUAGGGCUCCUGCUGUAUAUUGACAGUAGUUUGAAUCUACACUGUCCUACUCAAGGCACCGUGAACUUUGGAAUUCCUGAGAUUUGCUUUUCCUGGGUCCCAUCCUGUUAUAUUGACCGCACUCUCCCAUCCCACCCCUUUCAGUUGUGUAUCACCUUUUCUUUUCCAGUUGGAUUCCUGCCACCUUCUGUCACCCUCCAGUCUCACUCACAAUCUCUUAUGUUCACACUGGAUGAAGGGUCCCACCUGUACAAGUGAGCCUGGCAGCCCCUGCCCCCCUCAGUGAUUCAGCCCAAUUUACCUCCUCCUCCCUUCCUGUUCCCAUAAUCUUUCUCCCCCCAGUCCUUUAACUGGCCUACUGGCUGCUAGGCACUUCCAGGUCCCUCCACCAAAAUGUCCUUGCUCCCCCGUUGCUCAGGGAGAUUUUAACCAUCUUUCAGAGCUUGAAUCAAAUUUAUCCCUUCCAUAAAAGCCAUGGUAUUUUUCCCUCCCUUUCCUGAACUACUACGUCAGCCUCUGAACCCUAGAGGGCUUCUCUGCAGUUCUCAUUCCGUCUCACCUACAUCAGUUCUAUGCUCCUCGAGGUUCAGGUCCAGGUCAUAAACUUCCCACCUGCCCACACUCUCAACACCCAUCUCGGCAGCCGCUCUGCAAGUUUCAGAGGGCAAGCCCUUUUCUCUCUCUGAGGCUAUUACUCCCACCAGCAGGAUGGGGCUAAGAGUACCUGGCUCCCUAGAUUUUAUUAAGCGAGGAGGGGCAGGGAAAGCGCUCGAGAGAGCCUCAUUAGUUGGGUGGGGGCUCCCGUGGCCCUUCAGCAGCGCGGGUCCGCGGGAAUGCGCCUGGGGCGGAGCCGCGCGGGGCCUCCUGGGAGUUGUAGUCCGUGCCGGAGUUCGCAGUCUCCGCAGGUCCCGCACGGAGGUGGCAGGCUCGCCCGGGAAGGUGGCGGGGGCCUGCGGGGUGCAAGGCGCUGGGCCCGGCGCCGGCCCCCGGCGGCGAUGGAACCGAAUACGGGCAGCGGGACUGACGCUGCCACUGCUGCUGGGCCAGCUGCUGGCACUGACCGGCGGCGGGGGCGCGUUCUACCUCGAGGUCCGCGAGCUGGAGGAGAAAUGCUUCAUUCAGGAGAUCCCCGAUGGCACCAUGGUCAUAGGUAACUACAAGACAGAGCUAUACGACCCUGCUAUGGAAAAGUACCAGCCCUCCCCUCAAUGGAUCAAUUUGUUCGUGUUUGUGAAGGACCCUGAGAACAAGAACCUGCUGUCCCGUCAGUACGGCCCUCAGGGCAGCUUCACCUUCACCUCCCAGUCCCCUGGAGAGCACCAGAUCUGCCUUCACCUCGAGUCCAUCCGGUUCGCCCUCUUCUAUGGUAGUAAGCUGGCCAUUCACUUGGACAUGCAGUUGGGUGAACGCACCAAUGAUUAUACAGAAUUUGCGGCCAAUGACAAGAUGACUCUGCUGCAACUGUGCAUACAGCAGCUGGUAGAACAGGUGGAGAAGAUCCAGAAGGAGCAGGAGCACCAGAGGGAAUGUUCUCAGACAACAUGCUCCCUCUGCCUCUCUGUGACCCUUGGGAACAGAAGAGUAGACAGUGACAGCAAUGAGCAUCUGCAAAGAGGGGUUCUUAACUGGACUCCCAGCUCGCUCUCUCCAGCUCUCCUCCCGCCCCUGCUUGGCCUCCCUCCUCACUGGCCCCCAAGACACGCCACCACCCCAGGAGCCUCAUCCCUUCCCUGCCUACCUGAAGCUUCCUCCGCACGGCAUAGAGACCCUACUUGAAUCAAUAGUCAAAUCCUUCCUUGGAGGCUGCAGAGCAGGGCCCGGGGCUCAGCACCAACGCACUCUUACUUAA